AGCACGUGACCUAUGGCAAAAAAGGAGCCGCAAAAGGAACGAGUGGGCACGUUCGUGAGUGUUCGUGAGUUCGUGAGCGCUGUAAUAAUCAUGGUAACAACAGAGAAGAUGAAAAGCGAAAGUCUGGCUAGCCUCGUGCAGUGGCCGCGACAGAAAGUUGUUAUUGAGAAAUAACGACACAUAGAUCGACUGUCACCAUGUGUUUUCAAAUGCAAGAGCGCAUGGCAUAGCAUUGAAUCGAGCACGAUUGGUAGUGAUGUCUAGGGAGGUCAUCUCACUUCAGCUGGGACACUAUGCUAACUAUGUGGGUUCACACAUUUGGAACCUGCAGGAAUCAUGUUUUUCCUAUGACCAGGCUGACACCAAAAUUCCUCAUGAGUUCAACCAUGAUGUAUUCUACCGAGAAGGUUUGAGCCCUAGGGGGAAAUUCACCUAUGCACCACGGCUGCUUCUCGUAGACCUUCGUGGGAGCUUGAAGUCUCUGCGUCAAGAAGGUUCACUUUAUGACCCUUUGCCAUCUCCAGCAAAAGAGUAUAUAUGUUGGUCCGAAAAAGUAACCAUACACAAGACUGAGCCCGAAAGGAAGCCUACGUGCACAAAGUCGAAGGACGAGGAAGGGUCUGGGGUGCAGCACGAUGAAGACAAGGAUGUUUGUCGGAGUGAAGUACCACAGACGAGUGGUAGAACACAGCAGCAGCAACAGCUAGAAAAUAAUGUAGAAGUGUGGUCAGAUUUCCUUCAAGCCCGUCUGCAUUCACGAAGCAUACAUCUGCUGCAGGACUAUGUCUACGAAAACAAAGAUCCCCUUGACCAGUUUGGUUUAGGUCUCCAAGUUUGUGAAAGUACCGAAUGGCAUGAUGGGUUUCUGAACCACCUACGACAGUACGUCGAAGAAUGUGAUUGCUUGCAGGCCUUCAACGUUAUGUUUGAUGCUUACGAUGGGUUUGCCGGUUUGUGCAACGGCCUGCUGGAGCACAUUGACGACGAGUAUCCUCGGAAGAGCUCCCUCUGUUGGCCACUUUUUCAGCCUCACUACCGCAUCUUGAAAGAGGAACGGGCAACCAUGGAGGCCGCCUUCCGCAACUUCAAUGCAGUCAUGUGUUACGAUUCCCUCUCCAGGCUCUCCUCCGCUUUCUGCCCCCUCAGUGUUUCGGAAAGCCAGUUUGAGCCGAAGCUAAGGCCCUUCCCUCACCUCACAUUCCAGGAGAAUCUGCCUUACCAUACCAGUGCCAUCCUAGCUGCAGCACUUGACAACAUGUGGAGUGGGCUGAAACUCAAGAAUGAUCCCCUGAGCAUUCCAGAGCUGAUUGGCCAACUGACCGGAUACGGCCGGAAGGCUCUUGCAUUGGGAAGUGCCUUUCCAAUGGGAUUAGCUGCAGAGCAGUACGUUGCAGAUUGGAAAGAAGGGUGUUCCGUAAGCCCACUCACACCUGGGGUGCCAGCGCGAAUUAAACCUUCUGACAGAUCAUCAGUUUCCUUUGCUGUCAUCCGUGGACUUCCUGGUGACAUGAUAUCCAGGGUUCCGGCACACAUUGAGGCUCGGCAAGAGGCUCUCUUCAAGUUUGUUGAUCGUCAUUGUCACGAUGGUCUCAUGUUAAUGCGGGGAGUACAAAACCCAUCACGAACACACUCACCCUUUCCGAGCAUAUUUGGGAGUGCUGUGUCGUCUGAGGGAUUAAUUUUGCCUAGUGGUACAGUGAGAAGUAAACCAGGUGUGGAUCAAGUGCCGUCUCUUACGACUCUCUCCUGCAACGAAAGUGCUGGCAGCCCUCUGCACGAAGCAAUUGCAGCAGGUUCCAAGCUUCGGUUGUCAAAGCUUCACCGAUGUGUGCUCACAGGCACUGAGACUGACUCUUUCAAUGAGGCACUGAACAGGGUUCAGGAACUUGCAUAUGCAUAUGAGUCAUAGGAGUAACAAACAAAUGAAGUUUUGCUGGUGAUGCAGUGGCAUUCCUUCUAUGUGCUUCUGUGAAGCCUGGUAAACUUAUUCAUCGGUGAAGACUUUGUGCUUUUCUGAACCUGUACUGAUCACUCUUUACACCGAAAAGCUAUAAUAAAUGAAUUGUGUGUA
Ornithodoros turicata is the source of this 2071-nucleotide messenger RNA. It is a transcript of the gene mst, whose product is annotated as protein misato homolog 1-like. The record is from RefSeq and is a predicted model, not a curated record. Gene Ontology annotation, biological process: mitochondrion organization. Gene Ontology annotation, cellular component: cytoplasm; mitochondrion. NCBI's taxonomy places the organism in Eukaryota, Metazoa, Arthropoda, Arachnida, Ixodida, Argasidae. The transcript is spliced from 14 exons. Bases 257 to 1909 code for a protein of 550 amino acids.